Molecule: messenger RNA, 459 nt
Organism: Notothenia coriiceps (black rockcod)
Lineage: Eukaryota; Metazoa; Chordata; Actinopteri; Perciformes; Nototheniidae
Gene: mrpl53
Product: mitochondrial ribosomal protein L53
Exons: 3
Coding region: 52-381 (109 amino acids)
Cellular component (GO): mitochondrial large ribosomal subunit
Source: RefSeq, a predicted model, not a curated record
ACGUCAGCAGCACCAACCUCUGCUGAGGUCAGAGGUCACACAACAGAAAACAUGGCGGCUUCCAGUAAAGUGACCGUGGUGUUGAAAGCUGUGAAGAACAUAACAGCCCAGUUUUGUCCAUUUGAAUCAAAUGUCGGGUCAACACGGAUGUUUCUGUCCGUGAUGAGUUCACAUAAGGUCCGAGCUACCAACUUGAACUGUGAGGUGAUCUCCACAGUGAAGCAUGACAGGUCUGAACCUGUAGUGGAAAUCACUUACUUGGACGGAGAUAAGCUGAUGUUGAAGGGAGCGAAGCUGAACUGCAGCGAGAUGCUGAGUGCGUUUCAGUCGAUGUGCGCAGCCAAAGAACUACAGGCAAAACUCGCAGCAGCAAAGAAAUAAUAAUGAUAUGUGUUGAAUUUAUCUGUGAUCUUUGUAUAUUCCUGGAUGUUAAAUAUUAAAGUAUUUCAUAUAAAUGUG